Molecule: messenger RNA, 2690 nt
Organism: Mya arenaria
Lineage: Eukaryota; Metazoa; Mollusca; Bivalvia; Myida; Myidae
Product: cytoplasmic tRNA 2-thiolation protein 1-like
Exons: 13
Coding region: 60-1343 (427 amino acids)
Biological process (GO): tRNA wobble position uridine thiolation
Cellular component (GO): mitochondrion; cytosolic tRNA wobble base thiouridylase complex
Molecular function (GO): tRNA binding
Source: RefSeq, a predicted model, not a curated record
CGCAAAUUACGCAAUAUUUCCUCAUCAGUUGGCGAAUCGAUUAAAUUUAUACUACAAAAAUGCCUACGACGUGUGCGUCCUGCAAUGAAAAUGCAAUUUUGAAAAGACCCAAAACGGGAGAUGCUCUGUGCAAGGAAUGUUUCUACUUUGCAUUUGAAGAGGAGAUUCACCACACCAUUGUGAAUGCUGACCUGUUACAGAGAGGGGAGACUAUUGCCAUUGGUGCAUCUGGCGGCAAAGACUCUACAGUUCUAGCAUAUAUGAUGAAGUUGCUCAAUGAUCGCUACGAUUACGGAGUGAACCUUGUCCUUCUGUCGGUGGACGAGGGAAUCACUGGCUACCGUGAUGACUCACUGGAGACUGUUAAAAGAAACCAAGUUCAGUAUGAUUUGCCGCUGAAGAUUAUAUCGUAUGAGGAACUGUAUGGAUGGACAAUGGACGCCAUUGUGAAGCAGAUUGGCCUGAAGAAUAAUUGUACAUUCUGUGGGGUGUUCAGACGCCAGGCACUGGACAGAGGAGCUCUGCUUCUCAAGGUGGACAAGAUUGCAACAGGUCACAAUGCAGAUGACAUUGCCGAGACUGUUAUCAUGAAUGUGUUGCGUGGUGACAUAGGAAGGCUACGUAGAUGUACUGCGAUCACAACAGGCACAGAUGGAGCAUUGCCACGCUGUAAGCCAUUCAAAUACACGUACGAGAAGGAGAUAGUAAUGUACGCCUACUUCAAGAACCUGGACUACUUCUCAACAGAGUGCAUCUAUUCACCAAAUGCUUACAGGGGUUUUGCUAGAGCGUACAUCAAAGAUGUAGAAAAGAUAAGACCGAGUGCAAUUAUAGACAUCAUCCACUCUGGAGAGAGUCUGUCUGUGAAGAAGGAGGUCCGGAUGCCGGUACAGGGUGUGUGUGAGAGGUGUGGGUACAUCUCCAGUAACCCAGUGUGUAAGGCUUGUGUCAUGUUGGAGGGACUCAACAAGGGCUUGCCACGCCUCGGCAUCGGCAAGACUCACAAGGAGAGACGCAAGAUGAACGAGAUGCUGUCUGAACAGGGUGACUCAUCAGCUUCUAGUUCAUUGUCAGACAUGUCAUCUCUUGGAGAGUCAUUGUCUAACAAGCCUUGUGAUAGGUCAGGAUGUGCUUGUUUGAACAAAUCCGCCCAAUCAGUGACAGUUUUACAAACUGACCAAUCAGGGAACAAUAUAAGAGACAGAGCUGGCCAAUUAAGAUGUUGCUCUGGAGAUAACCAAUCAGGAUGCUGCAGAAACAGCCAACCAGCAACUGGAGAAAAAACAGUGCUUGAGAAACUGUCAAUAUUUAACAAGGCAAAGAAACCAGUUAUAGACUUUUAAAGGCUAGUCACUUCCAGCAUGUUUUCAUUGUUUGUAUGAUUUUGUUCAGUAUGUGUUGAUUUUCAUGCAUAAGCUUGGUUAUUUCAUUGUUUUCAAUAACAAAAAUAUGUUUUAAUGAUUCCCUUCCUUUAAAUAUUUUUGACCACUGUGAUCUUGUUAAGUUUUGAAUAAAUUCGAUAAGUUGUCAUGACUUUAAAUUACACUAGCUCAUUUAUUGAUCUGUGUUGAAAAUGUGAAUAAAGCAUCAAAAGCAAUUUUUGAUGGUGAUUAGUCUUUGACCAUAUAUUGAGAAUGAUCAACUUAAGUUGGGCAAUAGGGACCACUUAAAAAAUGUGAGUGCCCUAGAGUAAUCACUUUUUUCGUUUGUCCGUCUGUUCAUCUACACCAACAUUAACUCAAAUAAAACCUGUAGUCUAGUGUAAGUGAAAACCAUGGUGGAACAAUCGUAAUUUAUGUUGGCAAACUGAAAAUGGUCAAAUUUACAGUAUAAAUAGGCAGGAUUUAAUUAAACCGAAGAAAUUUAAAUAAUUUAUUGUUUCUUGUCCCCAUAUUUACAUUCUUUUUCAGUAUUUUUAAAACUGGAUAUAAACUUCUCCAUUGUUAAAUAUGUUUGAAUUGGAAUCUGGCAAAAACAAGAAUGAAUUUUAGGUGCAUAUUUUCACAAAUAUCCAUGGAUGUGAUUUGUCCGCAGAAUCGCGGAUCUUAUGGCUUCAGGGACUAAAAAAAAUAAUGUACUAGUAUAUAUACAUAUAUUAUUUUUUUAACUGAUUAAAAAAGUUAACUGGUUGCUUUUGGUUGUUACAUGUAUUGCUUUUGAUUGUUAAAUUGUAGUUAGUAUUGACACUCCAGUAAUGUUCUAAGUUGAAGUCAGGAGUCCUGAAAAUGACUUCCCAAAAAAGCCAGUUUUGCUACUGUCACAGGGUUCUUUACCCACUGGGAGCCUUAAUUGCCCCCAAAACCCAUCAGGAGGUCGUAAUCAACUCGCAUCGAUUUUUGCAGAUUCGGAUUAGCGAGGUUUUGCCAAAUGAAGUCGAAACUUCAAAAAUCAAUGAGAGUUGAAUACAUGACGUCAGGAUUAAAAUGCAGUUUAAUUACAUGUAUAACUGGUUCAAAUCACUAAGAAGACAAAUUGCAUAAUAAUAAAUUGCAUUUUAGUGACCCUUAAUUUUGCUCUGUUGACAUCUUUAUACAUCGCGCAAUGAUAUUUGUUAUGAUGUGACGUUAACAGAGUGGAAUACAGCCAUAUUGAACCCGAGAGGAAUACAGACAAGCACAUUUUGUGUCAUGUUUUGCCUGCAAAAUUAACAAAUUUAAGCCAGUUGACAAAAUUUGAACAAAUUUAACUUA